ACGCACGUUUGCUUACAGUCUCAGUCUCACUCAGCAAAAGUUCUCUCUCUAAAGUGUUAGAACGUGGACACAGAUACACAGUUUUUUUCAAUCCUCAGAUAUUAGCAGGAAUUUCUUGUUUGGGAUGUCAAGAAGGAGAAUGAGCUCGGCUCCUCCUCGGAAUGCAAAUGCGAGAGCUUUGGAAUUGGAGAAAUCGAAGGCGAGAAUGGAGAAGAAAGAGGAUGCUAAACAGAAGAAGGGCUGCUUCCCUUUUCUGGGUUGUUGUGCAUCUCCAAGGCCUCAUCCCGAGACUUCUGUUGCAAAAUGUGAUACCGAAACCAAAUCUUCAAAUGAUACCAGCAGAGACCCCCCAGCUGCUGUGGUUAUAUCGUCUUCAGCUACAAGUAACGUGGAAACUACUCCAUCAACUCCUAACAUAAGCGAGGAAUUGAAAGUCGCCUCUCAGCUUCGAAAAUUUAGUUUUGCUGAGCUCAAGUCUGCAACCAAGGGCUUCAAAUCUGAAUAUAUUCUCGGUCAAGGUGGCUUCGGGUGUGUUUAUAAAGGUUGGAUCAAUGAGAUUGAAGCCACGUCAGCGAGGCCUGGCUCGGGGAUCCCUGCUGCAGUGAAGACUCUCAAUCAGGAUGGACUUCAGGGUCACAAGGAGUGGCUUGCUGAAGUUCAUUUUCUCGGUGACCUCCAACAUCCACAUUUGGUAAAAUUAAUAGGAUAUUGCAUGGAGGAUGAUCAAAGAAUGCUAGUCUAUGAGUUUAUGCCGCGUGGAAGUUUGGAAAAUCACUUAUUCAAAAGGUCCCUGCCUCUUCCAUGGAAUAUCAGAAUGAAAAUUGCAUUUGGUGCUGCAAAGGGCCUCGCCUUCCUCCAUGAAGAAGCUGAAAGGCCUGUUAUAUAUCGAGAUUUUAAAGCAUCUAACGUCUUAUUGGAUGUGGAAUACAAUGCAAAGCUUUCUGAUUUUGGGCUCGCCAAAGAUGGUCCCGAGGGAGAUAAGACUCACGUAUCAACCCGAGUCAUGGGAACCUAUGGUUAUGCUGCUCCUGAGUAUGUCAUGACUGGACAUUUGACAUCGAAAAGUGAUGUUUACAGUUUUGGAGUGGUUUUCCUUGAGAUGAUGACUGGGAGGAGAUCAAUGGACAAGACGAAGCCACAUGGGGAGCACAACUUGGUGGAAUGGGCGAGGCCAUACUUAUCUGACAGGCACAGGUUUUAUCGUCUGAUAGACCCACGCCUUGAAGGCCGUUUCUCAAUGAAGGCAGCUCGAAAGGCAGCCGAGCUGGCUGCUAACUGCCUUCGUCGUGACCCAAAAGCACGGCCUCUGAUGAGCGAGGUCGUUGAGAGGCUGAAGCCUUUGCCUCACCUGAACGACAUGGCCUGCGAGUCCCCCUACUUUCAUGUCAUCCAGGGAAGGGCUAAUGGGAGCAGAACGCAGGGAGGAGGAUCAACAUCGAGGAGCAGGCGCCACUCCUUGCCAAGCGCCCCUCCUCGUGCUUCCCCUUCUAACCAUCCCGUCCCUCAACAAUCACCAAAACCCAGCAAUGGGUCUUAGGAUUAAUGUUUGUUUUAUUGCUUUGUUCUCCCCUCCCCCCAAUUUUGAGUAUCUGCUGAAGAGAUUUUUGUCUGGUUUGGCUAUGAAUGGUGGGGUGGGAGAAGUAAAAUAUAGAGAAAGCACUGUGCAGGUUAUGUGCAGGUUAUGUGCAAGGUAUGUGCAGGAUGUAGAAUUUUAGAUAUGGAAAUUGAUAUUGUUAGGCCUUUUUCUCUAGUCUUUACCUUUUGAUGCAAAAUGUAAUUAACUUUCGAUGCAAAUUGUAAUUAACUUGAA
This is a messenger RNA of Ipomoea nil (Japanese morning glory), 1810 nucleotides long. Its product is annotated as probable receptor-like protein kinase At5g15080. Gene Ontology annotation, biological process: protein phosphorylation. NCBI's taxonomy places the organism in Eukaryota, Viridiplantae, Streptophyta, Magnoliopsida, Solanales, Convolvulaceae. The transcript is spliced from 7 exons. The record is from RefSeq and is a predicted model, not a curated record. The coding region runs from base 125 to 1537 and encodes 470 amino acids. Gene Ontology annotation, molecular function: protein kinase activity; ATP binding.